AUGACUCCUACUCCUACUGCAACCUGCACCGUCACUUGUUCAGACCCCGAGCCCGCAGGGUUCAUUAUACCUGACUUCUUCUUUAACGAUUUCCACUAUCCCUUCCAACUGAACCCUAACUGUUAUCCGGUCGAGAGCGCUUCUGCAGAAUGGCUUUGUAACGAAGCGCAUUUAGUAGAGCCCGAAAAGUCCAAAUAUAUAAGCUUGCGCGCAGGUUACUUCGCUUCAGCUGUCUACCCUCAUGCGGAUGCUUUCCAUCUCAGAGUCUGCUCGGACUUCUUGAGCUGGUCGUUCAAAUUAGACGACUGGCUCGAGAUCGAUAGGUAUGAUGUUAACGAUGCGUGGGGAGUGCGAGAUUGCUGUAUGUCUGCAUUCCGCGAUCCCAUCAACUUCCAGACGGAAAGAUACAGCGCAAAGAUGUGCAAAUCAUUCUUCGGUCGCUAUAUGGAGACUGGCAGUCCCGGCUGCGUCGAGAGGUUCAUCCACACAAUGGACUUGUGGUUCAUUUCUGCGGCUAAGGAGGUGGACAACCGCGCCAAGGGACAUGUCGAUGAUGUCGAAUCCUACAUCGAGUUGAGGCGCGACUUGAGCGGCUGCAAGGCUUGCUUUGCCCUCAUCGAAUUCGUAAAUCAGCUUGAUCUCCCCAACGACGUAGUCUCGCACCCGGUCAUCAUGGCUCUGGAGGAGUCUACCAAUGAUUUUAUUUCAUGGUCCAACGAUAUUUUCUCCUACAACCGGGAGCAAUCUCACCAUAGCACACAUAAUUUAGUUGCCGUGCUCAUGAUCGACCAAGGUCUAGACCUGCAAGGCGCUAUCGACCGUUGCGCUCAGCUAUGCAAGAGUGCCACUCAACGCUUUGACGAAAACCUUGCUAUCCUCCCCUCGUGGGGAGAAGAGGUUGAUAGGCAGGUGGCUAUCUACGUUCAAGGGCUGCAGAGCUGGAUGGCCGGUUCGCUGAACUGGUCCUUCGAGACUGCCCGCUAUUUCGGGAAAGAUGUGCAUACCGUUAAGCGGGACCGACACGUCAAGCUACUUCCCAAGAAGCCCUUGUAG
Messenger RNA from Suillus paluster, 1053 nucleotides. Its product is annotated as isoprenoid synthase domain-containing protein. The transcript has 3 exons. The record is from RefSeq and is a predicted model, not a curated record. Lineage: Eukaryota; Fungi; Basidiomycota; Agaricomycetes; Boletales; Suillaceae. Bases 1 to 1053 code for a protein of 350 amino acids.